Messenger RNA from Saccostrea cuccullata (small rock oyster), 2416 nucleotides. Its product is annotated as adenosylhomocysteinase-like 1. Gene Ontology annotation, cellular component: cytosol. The record is from RefSeq and is a predicted model, not a curated record. The transcript has 15 exons. Gene Ontology annotation, biological process: L-methionine cycle. Lineage: Eukaryota; Metazoa; Mollusca; Bivalvia; Ostreida; Ostreidae. Bases 804 to 2378 code for a protein of 524 amino acids.
AGUUUCCCUGCAUUUUUGUGGUAGACUUGUAUAGAUGGAUCUAUAAAUAUCGGGACACUGUGAAUGUACUUAUGACACUCUAAAGUGAAAUGUUUCUUGUUUACACGAGUUUUUGUGUAAUGUGAUGUAAACACCGAGAAUUCCAGGGAUUGCUGAAUUAGAUAUAGAUGUGUGUUGUGAAUUAUUUGUUAUGUGCACCUCCUUUAUCAUGUAACAGACCUUCAACAGUUUGGAGAGGAGUAUUUUUUUAUACUAACUACUAACUACCCUAGUUCUCACAGUGGAGAGAGCAGUGUCUUAUGAGUCAGCUUUGCUGCCUUUAAAUGUCAUUAAUUGUGCUUCAUUCUGCUUGGCAUUUCUGAGCCUACAUAAGGAAGGGAUUUAUUAAAUUUCUUCCUUUGAAAUGUUCUGUUAGCUUUCUCCAAAGGAAGUGCAGGCGUAGACUAAUUUCAAUAUGUUUUGUGAUUGAUAUACAGGCUUUGUCCUCAAGUUAUGUCAAUAUUCAAAGGUCAAAGGGCAAAAUGAUAUAUGGGGGUUACACCUUGUAAUCGGGACAGGAUAGUUGAGAGCCUGAGAGGGUAUCGGACCUCCGUCCUUCAGGUUGGGACUUGGAUGUCAGAUAUCAAAUGAGGAAGAUUAAAGAUAAAAUUACCUUUGUGAGCUAGUGUGUUGAACACUGUUUACAUAAGUGCAGAAUCUACAAAUACUGAUAGUUACAUUUAUCAUUAGUGGGCAAGUAUACUAAACAAUAGAGGCAUUCGUAAUUAUAAAUUUUCCUAAGAAGUGGAAGGUAAUUCGGUACAAUGUCUAAGAAAAUAAUUGGGAAGAAUCUCUCUGAGGUCAGCCUAAAUGACAAUCUUCCUGAGAAACUGAAAUCGAUGGGGGUGGAGGACGCGUUCCGAGCGAGGUCCGCGAGGAAACGCCACAGCAUCCAGCUGGACCGACGGAUCAGCCUACAACUCCAGGAGCGGAGGUCCAGCAACGCCAGCUCCACCAGCGAGACGGCGGACUCUGUAUCUUCGUACACGGGGAGUUCUUCUGACGAGGAUGAAAUUAACCCCAGAGAUAAGAAUCAGAAAAACACCAAAGGCAGCUCGGAUUUCUGUGUAAAGAAUAUCGACAAUGCCGCAUUUGGAAGAAGAGAGAUUGAAAUUGCUGAGCAAGAGAUGCCUGGUCUGAUAGCCCUCAGAAAAAGAGCAGAGAACGACAAGCCACUUAGUGGGGCCAAAAUUAUAGGCUGUACCCACAUCACAGCACAGACUGCCGUGCUUGUGGAAACUUUAGCAGCUCUUGGGGCCUCAGUAAGGUGGGCAGCCUGCAAUAUCUACUCUACACAGAAUGAAGUGGCGGCUGCGUUAGCGGAAGCUGGCUUCCCGAUCUAUGCGUGGAAAGGCGAGACGGAGGAGGACUUCUGGUGGUGUAUAGACAAAUGUAUCAACUCCGAGGGCUGGCAACCUAACAUGAUUUUGGAUGAUGGAGGUGACGCCACCCAUCUGAUGUUAAAGCGUUACCCUGCCAUGUUUAACAUGAUUAAGGGAAUUGUAGAGGAGAGCGUGACAGGCGUACAUCGUCUUUAUCAGCUCUCCAAGUCCGGAAAACUCACCGUCCCAGCCAUGAACGUCAAUGACUCCGUCACUAAGACAAAGUUUGAUAAUCUUUACAGCUGUAGGGAAUCUAUCCUCGAUGCAUUAAAACGCACGACUGAUGUCAUGUUUGGUGGAAAACAAAUUAUCAUCUGUGGUUAUGGAGAGGUUGGAAAAGGUUGUGCAUCAGCUCUCAAAGGACUUGGUUGUAAUGUAAUGGUGUCAGAGAUUGACCCAAUCUGUGCCCUCCAGGCUUGCAUGGAUGGUUUCCGAGUGACCAGGCUGGAUGAAGUGGUCAAGAGUAUUGAUAUCCUCAUCACCUGUACAGGAAACAAGAAUGUUGUAACAAGGAAUCAUAUGGACAAAAUGAAGACUGGUUGUAUAGUAUGUAAUAUGGGUCAUUCCAAUACAGAAAUUGAUGUGGGUUCCCUGAGGACUCCUGACCUUACCUGGGAGAAGGUGAGAUCACAGGUAGACCACAUUAUCUGGCCCGACGGAAAGAGGAUCAUUCUGCUAGCAGAGGGUCGCCUUGUUAACCUAAGCUGUUCUAGUGUCCCCUCUUUUGUGGUGUCCAUUACAUCAGCGACUCAGGCCUUAGCUCUGAUAGAACUAUACAAUGCUCCACAGGGCCGCUACAAACAGGACGUCUAUCUACUGCCAAAGAAAAUGGAUGAAUAUGUAGCAAGUUUACACCUGCCCACAUUUGAUGCCCACUUAACUGAACUGUCAGAUGAUCAGGCAAAAUACUUAGGUCUGAAUAAGACAGGUCCAUUCAAGCCAAAUUAUUACAGGUAAGAGAAUAACAGGUAUCACAUAUUGUAAUUCACGAUAGG